This is a messenger RNA of Dictyostelium purpureum, 846 nucleotides long. RefSeq lists its product as uncharacterized. The transcript has a single exon. NCBI's taxonomy places the organism in Eukaryota, Evosea, Eumycetozoa, Dictyosteliales, Dictyosteliaceae. The record is from RefSeq and is a predicted model, not a curated record. The annotation marks the transcript as partial.
GAUAAUUAUAAUUAAAUAAAUAUUUAUCCCCAAUCAAAUAAAUAAAAAUAAAAUAAAAUAAAAUAAAUAAAAUAAUUUAAAAAUAAAAGGUCAACAUUCAAUACUAAUAACCAUAUAAAUAAUAAUAAUAAGAAUAAUAAAAAUGAGGAUCCUAUUUCCCUAUAUAAUUCUUUAAUUGAUCAGCUUGAUACAAUGGUAUGCAAGAUCGAUCAAUGUAUUCCAGAAGUUAGAAAACUUGUAUGGAAUGAAUUAUAUAGAAUAUCAAUGAAAAAAACAUUUAAUAAAAAUGAUAAACCAUCACAUAUUCAUAAUCCAUUUUUUACAAACCAAAACUGUACAUUAAAUUUCACACCAUAUUUUAAUCAAUUAGUAAACACUGACAAUAUAAACUAUCAUUCAAUCGAAUUGCUUUUCAAGGCAUUUUCAAACUCUAUUAAAAAAAAUAAUAAUUUAUUAAAUCAAACCUCAUUAAAUAAUAAUAAUAAUAAUAAUAACUCACAACAAAAUGAAAUGUCCGUUCCUUCAAAUAUAUUCUUUACAUCUACUCUAUGGGGAUUCUCUUAUCCUGCAGCUCUUCAACAAUUAGCACUUAUUUGCUUUUGGUUACCUGUAAUUAAAAAACUUUCAAAACAACAAAAAAAGAAAUUAUGGCAAACAUGUUUAAUGUUCCCAUUGUUCCAAAAACAACAACAACCAUUUGAAAACCCUGGCUAUUUUAAAACUCCAGAUUACCAAACUAUCAUUUCAAAAUGGUUCGAAUGUCCAAUCGAAAAUUUAAAUUCAAUUACAAUUUUUUUCUCUGCAAUUGGUUACUUGGUCGAGUUAAAUAUCUUUAAAAACGAAUAU